Mesorhabditis spiculigera is the source of this 1398-nucleotide messenger RNA. The record is from the annotation of a GenBank genome assembly. NCBI's taxonomy places the organism in Eukaryota, Metazoa, Nematoda, Chromadorea, Rhabditida, Rhabditidae.
AUCCUCGGACUUGAGCGUUCCGGCGAGGCGGAGCGUUUCCGCAAAGACUUGGGCGACCGGAUGCUGCUCUGGCCUGGCUCUGGUGUACCGAACUACGGUGGAAUCUUGUCGCAGGGCCUGCGCAUUGCCCCGCCGGAAGCGCCUGUGACCGGCUACAUGUUCGGCAAAGGCGUCUACUUUGCGGACAUAGUUUUCCAAAUCGGCCAACUAUUGCCGAGCUCAAACCGGAGAAGGACUGCUCCUCCUUGCAGACGUUGCCCUUGGAAGAUUCAUCCGGGGCAAAAUUCUGUUGGACACUCGGCCAAAACCGUAGCACAGCGGAAGGCCCAAUCCGUCAUGGGAACCUCUUUCAAAUCUUGUGCGAUGACCGACAUGUACAAGUUGUCACCAUAUUUCUCCGAAGCGGAUAGGCAGCGUGUCGACCCCAUUCCCCCUGCCGAGUUACCACGAUUCCCCGGCGGCUUCGGGUCCGGUGGAAAAUGGAUGCGCAUCAUCGUCUGGGGACCAUGUCAAGAUUUGGAAAACGCGCAAAUGGCGUUAAUUGCUAGGCUGAAGCAACAAGGGCCUUCAAUAGAAAAGCUGCUGCAGAACCUGCGCAUCGGGCCCAAGGUUCAGCCCAAGGCUUCAACAACUCCAAAAUCGGAGCCGAAAUCUGCUGCCGCAGAGGAAGGCAAAGAGAAAAAGUCUGGCAAGGAGAACAAGAAGGAGGCAAGGAAAGAAAACAAAGCUAAGGCUGUGGAAGCGAAAGGUGGAAAUAAGCCCAGUGCUCAGCCACAAAAGGGCGCGUCGGCGAAAGUUGAUGGCGCUACGUGGAUCGUUAAGGAAGAGAAGCCUGGUGCCGAAAUUGGACAAUCUUUGGCAGCUAACGUUGAUCAAGGCGUCAGCCAAUUCCACGCGCAACACACAGGGCAACUAUCUCUUUCGAUGACCCCUGAGGAUCAGCCAUGGGUCCAGAUCCUGGCUAAGAUUGCCGAGCAGCGAGGCGUUCUUUUCGUCGGUGCUGUUAGGAAUAAUACCGCGACGCCCAAAUCUACGAUAGCUGUUGCUGGCAAAGAUACCGUAACACUGGGCAAUGGGACCUAUUCGAUCGUUGGGCGUAUCUCGGUAUGGAAAGCCCUUGGAGCCCUGCUUGGAGUCUCGUCGUUCGAGGCUACCGACGCUGUCCAUGCGGCGCAUACACAUCAGUGGUUGCUGAAGGCAAACCAGGUGUUAGAAAACACUUACUUCAAGGAGACAUUGAUGCGAGAAGCUUCUCGGUUCCUUUCCUCUCGGGAUUCUCUGGGCGGUCAUUACGCUGCAAGCAUCUCCGACCUCGUAGUUUUUGCGCUGAUUUCCAAGCUCCAAAAUCCACCAAGCAACGUGGAGCUGUGGCGUUCAAGGAUCAAGAACAUUGGCGUU